AUGGAGAACAUGGAAACGGAGCAGAACUGGGAUGUUAACUGGGGCUCAGCAGCAGCAGAGUUUAACAGCAGCUUUGGAGCAGCAGGGAGGGGUGAGGAAAAGCAGCAAGUGCAAAGCACAGGGCAGAGAUUGUCCCUGCAUUGCUGCACCAGGCAGCACAUCUGCACCCUGAACACCUGCAUCCUGCACAUCUGCACCCUGAACACCUGCACCCUGAACACCUGCACUCUGCACACCUGCACCCUGCACAUCUGCACCCUGAACAUCUGCACCCUGAACAUCUGCACCAGGCAGCACAUCUGCACCCUGCACUGCUGCACCCUGCACUGCUGCACCCUGAACACCUGCACCCUGAACAUCUGCACCAGGCAGCACAUCUGCACCCUGCACAUCUGCACCCUGAACACCUGCACCCUGCACAUCUGCACCCUGCACAUCUGCACCCUGCACUGCUGCACCAGGCAGCACAUCAGCACCCUGCACACCUACACCCUGCACAUCUGCACCCUGCACAUCUGCACCCUGCACAUCUGCACCCUGCACUGCUGUACCCUGCACUGCUGCACCAGGCAGCACAUCUGCACCCUGAACAUUUGCACCCUGAACGUCUGCACCCUGCACAUCUGCACCCCUCUCCCCUGCACCCCUCUCCCCUGCACCUGA
Molecule: messenger RNA, 663 nt
Organism: Catharus ustulatus (Swainson's thrush)
Lineage: Eukaryota; Metazoa; Chordata; Aves; Passeriformes; Turdidae
Product: keratin-associated protein 4-6-like
Exons: 2
Coding region: 1-663 (220 amino acids)
Source: RefSeq, a predicted model, not a curated record